Drosophila elegans is the source of this 3625-nucleotide messenger RNA. Its product is annotated as hexosaminidase D. The transcript has 4 exons. The record is from RefSeq and is a predicted model, not a curated record. Bases 408 to 2528 code for a protein of 706 amino acids. Gene Ontology annotation, molecular function: hexosaminidase activity. Lineage: Eukaryota; Metazoa; Arthropoda; Insecta; Diptera; Drosophilidae.
GCAUCUUCAGGCAAAAUGUAUUUACUUUUAAAUAAACCUAAAAGCCAUACCAAGUAGCUUUCAUUCGUUCACUUAAAGCACAAAUCUACAAAAUUUACUUCUAUAAAUCAUAAAUAAUAUAAACGAGUAUCUAGUUUUUCGGCCACUGUUGCAGUCUCCUUAACCCGAUAGCAUGGUGCACAGCCGCAGGAGUUGGGCAAACACAAAGGCUGGAGCCAGAGCCAGUGCCAAGACCCACAAGAACUGCAAGAACAACAAUGGAAACAGCCCUUAACGCAACCUCAAUGAGUUGCUCUGCCGGUUACGGUGGCGUAUGAGUAACGUGCUGCUGCUGGCGCCAGUUGUGGGCGGAUUUAUAUAGCAUAACCCCGGGGUCUACUUGUUGGAUCUUCAAAUAUUUAUGAAAAAUGCACUCAAAUCUGUGGAUAUAUAUUUGGCGCCGAAAACUUUCUUUUCUUUUGGUUGUGUCUGGCCUAGUGCUCGUCGGUCUUUGGACGUGGGCCAUACUAAUCGAUACGACAACCGCCUCCUCGCAGCCAAAGGCCGCCUCCUCCAGUUCUGAGCGCCAGCAGCAGCAGCAAUCCACCGGUUACCAGCAGGUGCACAUCAUCCAGAAGCUGAUUGCCCAGGCCAACCGGUUGCUGAAAGCCGAGCGACUUAAGGACAACGCCGUCGAGAAGUCACCUUCUCCCGUCCAGCGGCUGGGCAACGUGCGAUUCCUGCGACCCACGCAGGCCAAGAAGGCCCCGCUGCCCAUGUCCGAGAGCUAUCUGUUCGAGGAGGAGCGCCUUAAGAUCCUGGAGCAGCAGCAGCGCCAAAAGAACGCCGGGAUGGAGGAGCUGAAUGCCAAUGCGGAGGAUGAGCGAAUGCUCAGCUCGGCGGAGCGGCAGACGCAGUACGAGCACGAGCUCCAGCGGAUGGGGGUGCCGGUGGUGGCUGGAAUUGGGCCGGAUGGUCCAAAACCUCCCGCCGAGCGUCUGGUGCACUUGGACCUGAAGGGCGCCCCGCCCAAGCUAAGCUUCCUCAAGCAACUGCUGCCUGUGCUGCGUGCCCUGGGGGCCACCGGUCUGCUCAUUGAGUACGAGGACAUGUUUCCCUACACCGGAGCUCUCCAGCCAUUGGCAGCACGGAAUGCAUACAAGGAGGACGAACUGAGGGACUUCCUGGAGUGCGCUGCUCUCCACGGGCUGAGCGUGAUGCCCCUCGUCCAAACUUUCGGGCACAUGGAGUACGUGCUCAAGCUGUCCGGCUUUGAGCAACUGCGAGAGCUGGCCUUGAGCCCGCAGUCGAUCUGCCCCAGCAAGCCGCAGAGCAUGGCGCUGCUGGAGCAAAUGCUCAGCCAGGUGAUCGAGCUGCAUCUGCAGUGCUUGGGCCAGGCGACUCCCGUCUCCGCCGUGCCCACGGCCCCCAUUCGGUUCACCCACAUCCACAUCGGCUGCGACGAGGUGCAGCGCAUGGGCGAGUGCAACAGCUGCCGCCAGAGGCUGCGCAGUGAGCUCUUCCUCUCGCACGUGGUCAGUCUGGGGCACUUCAUCCGCCGGCAGUGGCCGCAGCUGGGAGUGGUCAUUUGGGACGACCAGCUGCGAUCGAUGUCGCUCAGCGAGCUGCAGCACUCGCAGAUUGGCAACUACGUGGAGCCGAUGGUGUGGGUGUAUGCCAGCGACAUCUAUCGCUUCAUCCAGCCCCAGCUGUGGGACACCUACGCCAAGGUCUUCCCCGGAGCUUGGACGGCGUCCGCCUUCAAGGGCGCCUUCGGCGAGAGCUUGAUGGUGCCGCCGCUGCAGCACCAUCUGGAGAACAACAUCCGCUGGCUGGCCGUGAUUGCCAAGGAGGGUGGUAGGUUCUCCAAGGGAUUGCGGGGUCUGGCCCUGACCGGCUGGCAGCGGUACGAUCACUUUGCCGUGCUCUGUGAACUCCUGCCGGUGGGCAUGCCCAGUCUGAUGACAUCGCUGUCCACCGUUUCGAAGGGCUACUUUAGUACGAAUCCCAAGGAUAACGAACUGCUCCGCGUCCUGCAGUGCGUCUUCCAGCCGGACAGUCGGCGAUCGGGUCGUCCCUGGCUGGAACUGCAUCCAAAUGCCCAUCACAGCCAGCUAUUCUCUUUGUGCAACUAUCCCGGUCACAUGGUAUUCAAGUACGCCCUGCGCCUCUUUGACAAGCUGGCCGAGAUCGAGCUUUAUCUGCAGCAAACGAAGGACCAGAGCGCCUGGCUCUCGGACUACAAUGUGCGGCAUAACUUCAGUUCGCCGCUUAGGGUGCGGGAACUGAUCGCCAGAUCGCCGAUGCUCAUCGAGGAGCUGCGCAUGAUGGCGCGGGAGGCACAGCAGCUGCUGUGGGAGGUGUACGACGAGUACACGGUAACGGAGUUUGUGGAGCAGACCAUUUAUCCCAGCAUCGAGGCGCUGCAGCGACAAUUGGUCACGGCGGAGUCACUGCUUCAGCGGCGCACCUGGCCACAGCGACCACUUCCUCUGGUCCUGAAAGUGCAGGAGGACCUGGGACUAGUGAUGAAUCAACAGCCAAAAUAAAUAUAAUAAACUGGCUAGGUGAGCGACUACACGUUGCCAAGCUGGAGGCUUUAUUGCCCCAAAGUCAAAAAUGGUCAAUUCUAAUUGGCCUGAGGCCCAGAUAUGAGUUAUUUUGCUUUCAUGGACUGAUCCCGUAUCGACUGGCACCAAUGGUUCUGAAUCUAAAUCUACUCGAUAGUGAUGGCGUUCGAAACGCCCAAGCCCAGCACGGCUGAUAAGCCAGGAUACUUCAAAUGUUGACAGCAGCAGCGGCACUUCUCAAAAUACAUAACGGUAGCAUAAGCCACUUGUAAUACUAAUAACAUCAAAUGUUCAUUUUUCAAGACUACUUUGUAAGCAAAAACUCAAUUAUACUAGUUAAAUAUACAAUCUAAACGUACUGCAAUUAAGAUAAAUCAAAAAUAUUCAUUUAUCGUAUUUUAGAUUUUUAAUACUCUAAUUUGAAAACUUAAAAUAAUUGAUCCCUAUAGCUGCACUUGAAAUAAUUAUCUACUUCACACUUAUCUUUAUCUUAAAAAGGUUGAAUUUUUGAUUAGGGUCCUUAGCGUCUUGGUUCUUGAAAUCCAGUUGAGUCUUUCUGUUUUCACAAGGAUGAGUUCCUCCUAUUAAUAAGACGAGAUAGUGUCUCCAUUCUCUGCUGACGUAUGGAAACCAACCGGUAAGCCGAGGUUUUCAAUCUUUUGGGCUACUCGGCAGUGUCGGUUUUGGUUAGCAACGAAACUCAAUGAUGGACUGAUAAAACCGCACGGGCAACCAAAUUCUUGGGACUUCCACUCCGUUUUUCAAAUCUCUUCAUGUCGCCUUAAACUCGUCGAGAAAAUUUUGCGAUAAAAACCGACAUUGGCGGGAAAAUGGCGGCUUCAGCUUGCAGAGUCCAUGUUUUAGAUUCGAUGCAACAUGACGGCGUAAAUCAGCACAGCAUUUCUUACUUAAACGUAUAGAAGUUUUUCCCCGGUUAAUUUAUUUAGGCGGAUGACACCUCGAUAGAAUGGGAUAUGCAAUACUAGUAGCUACAACUAAUGCGUUCGGCCUUUAUUGGGGUUGAAGAGGGAUUCAGUCAAGCCAUGGGUUUCAUCGAAAUGUUCAGUGUGUAUGGU